Messenger RNA from Poeciliopsis prolifica (blackstripe livebearer), 1437 nucleotides. RefSeq names its product PML-like exon 9.2 (gene plex9.2). Bases 427 to 1137 code for a protein of 236 amino acids. The transcript is spliced from 2 exons. NCBI's taxonomy places the organism in Eukaryota, Metazoa, Chordata, Actinopteri, Cyprinodontiformes, Poeciliidae. Gene Ontology annotation, cellular component: cytoplasm. Gene Ontology annotation, molecular function: nucleic acid binding; 3'-5'-DNA exonuclease activity. Gene Ontology annotation, biological process: DNA catabolic process. The record is from RefSeq and is a predicted model, not a curated record.
AAAAAGGUCUACUUAAGAAUAUUUUUGUUAAUAAGUUACCUUAAGAAAACGAAAUUGAUAGAAAGGAUAUAAAUUUGAUAUACUAUUAUUAUAUUAUUGUUAGUUUUUUUUUUUUUUUUUUUUUGUUUUUUUGGGUGUGUGUGAAUUUAUAUGUAGCAUCCCGAGCCAAACUCUUUUCCGGUAGAUGGCGGUAAUGCACAUCAAUAGGUUGCUUGCCAACUGCCACAAAAAAAGAAGAAGAAGAAGACCCUUCCGUUUCCGUGUGCGAAACUUAAAAAAACAAAACAUGAACGGGGAAAUGUAGCUUGUCGCUGUUAGAACCGAGUUUCCCGACCACAGCAAGGCUUUAAAUUUAACCAUUUUCAGCAGCUAAACCUCGGAGCGGCGGCCAGGUUUACAUUUAGUGAUGAAUGUCUUUACCGCGGGAUGCAACCAGAAACAGACGAGGAGGGAAACUUCAAACAACGACCGCUCGUUUUCUUCGACCUGGAGACGACAGGCCUGGGUCCACACUGCGAGAUCAUCCAACUGGCAGCAGUAAGCGGCGGCCACUCGCUCAAUCUGUACGUCGUCCCCCGCUGUCGCAUUGAGCGAGGAGCGGCCAGAGUCACGGGCUUUAAGGUCCGCGGACAGAGACUCUACCAAGAUCGUCGCCUCAUCUUCACCAACUCCCUCAGAGAAGUCGUGGUCUCCUUCAUCGCUUUUCUUCAAAUGCUCGGUCGACCACUCGUCGUCGGCCAUAACAUCCGAAACUUCGACUGCCCCCUGCUGGCUCGGGCUCUCGACGAGCUGGACCUGAGAGCGCAGUUUGAGGGUUCAGUUUCGGGUUGCGUGGACACCCUUCCGCUGGCUCGGGAGUUGCUGAGGGACCGUGGCCUGCAGAGCUUUGGCCAGGAGAACCUUGUCAGGGAGCUGCUGGGAAUAAACUACAGGGCCCAUGAUGCUUUGGAGGAUGUGAGAGUAUUAAAGAUUCUCUAUGGUUUCCUUCACCCGACAACAGAAGUUGUCAGUAGGCAUAUGUUUACUUUGGAUACUAUGGACAGCAAACCAACUGUACCAUGCAACAAAAGGACAAAAAGGACGUCGCCCCCUACUGGAGAAUUUCAGACAGACGGGGAAAGUAAAGAAACGACGUGACGGAGAACCUGAUACACAUCAACAUAAAGGCAUAUAAAAUUUAAGAUAAAACAUAGGUGACCUGAAACGCUAACUGAAAGUGGGACAUUUUUCAUGGAUAGUGUAAUUGUUGAAUAGAUUCAGUCACAUCUGGUUGUUUUUCCUUGAAAUCUGACAGCUAAACAGGUCACACUUUGACAGUCAGUCAACAGCGUGUGCAGAAUCAGCUUCAGCAAUCUGAUGUUUUACUGUUUUAUUUGUGACAAGAAGUUUUUCUUAAACUUAAUUAAAAUAAACCUGAAGUACAGGAGAGAAUUUCAA